AUGGAGGACUUUGAGUUCCAGGAAUUAGAUGAAGUUGUGAAAUACUAUCCACAAGGAUACCAUGGAAUUGAUAAGGAAGGAAGACCUGUUUACAUUGAGAAAUUGGGAGAAGUUGAUGCUAAUAAGCUGCUGCAAGUCACGACAUUGGAUCGAUAUGUGAAGUACCACACAACAGAGUACUUGAAUCAUUCAACUGACCACCACGACCAGAACUAUAUGGUUGGGAAUAUCCACAUCCUUGAGAGGAAGGCUAUCAUCCUCCACGACUACCCGUCCUCGGUGAGAGCGUCCGCCAUUACUAUGCCCAAUGUUAACAUAGUGAGCAGUAGGCAAUACAGAACUAAGAGUGAGAGAAUCCAUCCGCUAGGGGUGUUGCAUGCUUUAAUAGCACGCGUGAAGGGUCUAUAUUCAAUUCCCAGCUCUUCAAUAACAUCACAAACAAGAGUUUCAUCUAGGAUUGCGCUUUGCAAGGCACUAAGCUAA
This is a messenger RNA of Manihot esculenta (cassava), 483 nucleotides long. RefSeq lists its product as uncharacterized. The transcript is spliced from 3 exons. Bases 1 to 483 code for a protein of 160 amino acids. The record is from RefSeq and is a predicted model, not a curated record. Lineage: Eukaryota; Viridiplantae; Streptophyta; Magnoliopsida; Malpighiales; Euphorbiaceae.